Brassica rapa (field mustard) is the source of this 2520-nucleotide messenger RNA. RefSeq names its product ycf20-like protein. The record is from RefSeq and is a predicted model, not a curated record. NCBI's taxonomy places the organism in Eukaryota, Viridiplantae, Streptophyta, Magnoliopsida, Brassicales, Brassicaceae.
UAGUUUUUCCAUUUUUCCGGAAGCAAUCCUCCGUUUAUAAUGUGGAGUAUCUUGUAGAAUGAAAAUUAUGGGGGUAAAAAUAUAUUCAAUAGAUCUAGGCCGGAAUAAGUACAGUUGGGGUCUCUUGACGUCUCAACAUAUAUUCGAAUUCUAGUUCCAACCAUCGACUUCUGGGCUUAAAGCUAUGGCAGUAUUUCAUGAAACGAUUUUAUGAAACGAUUUUUUUUUAAAAAAAUUAGGAAGGCUUUCUGAAAUAUGUAUGAUAUCUUCUUGAAUUUAAGUUAUAAGCCAUAUUUCAGCAAAUAAAACUGAAGAAGUAUAAUAUUUUAUAAAAUUUAGGAAUAUAUUGAUAACUAUGUAUAAUCUUUAUAAAAUUUACGCAAACUUUCAUAAAUGUGUAUUUUAAAAAUACAUUCAUAAAUGUAUGUUUAGAAAGAUUUUCAUGAAUAUAUGUUUAUGAAUAACUUUAAUUCAAGAAGAUAUCAUACAGAUUUCAGAAAGCCUUCCUAAUUUUUUUUUAAAAAAAUCGUUUCAUAAAAUAAUUUUGAAACAAAAAAUUUCAGAAAGUUCGAUUUUUGAAAUAUCUAUACAUUUAGUAUAUUUUUAGGAAUUGUAUAAUUUUCAUUUAACCUUUAAUGAAACAUAUUUUGGUCAAUUUGAUUUUUGUGGGUUAGUUUGUAAACAAAAAGAUGUUUUAAAACUAUUUGAAGCUAUUUCUCUUUCUUUUGUGUUCUUAUAAUCUUUUUAAUCUUCAGUUUAAUUUUAUUUACCAAUUUAGAUAAUUGUAAUUUAUUUUAUUAAUUACCUAUCUAUCUCAAGAUGGAUUUGAAGGAUCCAAAUUUCUAUAAACUUGUUAUGUUACCAAAAUUUAUGCUCUCGCGUCUUAACUAAACCGAUUAAAGUUGAUAGUUAACCAAAUAAGAUCGAUUUAACCACGAUUUGAGACCCAGACUCAUUAGAAAAAAAAAGUGAUCCAAAUCCAGACCUGUUAUUCCAUCGAAACUUUUAACUAAAAAAUCCCCAAUUUGUUGAGCCCUAUAAAACAAAAUCUCAUUCGAUUUGUAAGCAGAAAUCAAUGGAGUAAUCUUUGGAGCUUUACAAAACGUGGAGAGUCCAAUCGUGGAAGAUGAAUUCGACGAAGAUGUUGUGGAGAGAGACAAAUUCGAAAUCGAACAACUAGUUGAAAACUUCGUGAAAAAGCCUUCAAUUCAACUUGACGAGGUUCCAGAAAGUGAAUUUAGGAUUCUUAUUUUAGUUUGAGGAUUACGGGGUUUUGUGUUUUGGGUUUAGGAACAUAUGUAAGGGUCGGGUUGAUUUUUGUUUUUGCUCGGGUGUUACUUUUGGUCGGGUGGUCGUAAAUUCAGUUUAGUCUCAGAUAAAACAAUAAAUCGAUAUAACUGUCUAAUUUGAUCAAUGUGGAGAAAUAGGUCUCGAACUAUGAAUUCGAAGGAAAAUAGCUAUAAAAUAUUAACAAUAGUUUCGGAAAAAUUUGACAUUAUAUCAUAAUUCUCGUGGGAAAAUAACUAUUCUGCCCAUCUCAAAAUGGAUUUGAAGGACCCAAAUUUCUGUAAACUUGUUAUGUUACCAAAAUUCAUGCUCUGACGUCUUAACUAUCCAUUCUCUAAUUCCUUAAUGUCCCCAUGCCCAAAAAAAAUGGUAAGACGAAUAGAAGAAGAACUUUAAAAAAUCUCCAUCCUUCUCUCCAAGCAAGGCUUCUAGCAUUUUCGUCUUAAACCCAACUUUAUAAUCGUCCGUCACUCGCUGAAAUCAACCCUAAAUCUCACAAACCGACCUCUCCUUCUGAUGGCAUCUCAAAUUCAAGCUUCACGCAUCUUAACACCAUCAAUCAUCGAAAUUGAUAAAGGUCGACCCUUUAUGAUAAAUGUGUUCCACUUCCACACAAGGAUCAAUUCCAUCAAAAGUUUUCAGAUUCGAAGACCGAAUCAGAGAAUAGCGUUUGCGUUAGACACGGGCUCUUCAGUUCCUCCUCCUGGUCCUGGAGACAACGGAGGGGACAGAACAGGUCUAGGUAGCACUAGAUUAGGCAGAAUCGCGGUUGCGUUAGGCAAACAGCUGCUUGUGAAGAUAAACUCGGCGAGACAAAACUUUCCCAUGAAGAUAUUUCUACUGCUUCUUGGUUUCUACACUGCUAAUGCAUUGGCCACGAUUCUUGGCCAAACCGGUGAUUGGGACGUGCUGGUUGCGGGUAUCGUCGUGGCUGCCAUUGAAGGAAUCGGUAUGCUUAUGUAUAAGAAGAAGAAGAAGGAGACAUCUUCUUCUUCUUCUGGGAAGAAGUUUCAGUCUUUUGUUGUGUUUAUGAAUUUCUGGAAAGCUGGUGUUUGUUUGGGUCUCUUUGUUGAUGCUUUCAAGUUGGGUAGCUGAAAAAAUUUAAAAUCUUUUCUUUCUUUUCUUCUACUGUAUGAAUAUAGAUAUAUAGAGAACCUUUGAUUAGAGUCACAAGUGUAUCAGUUGCAACUAGAGUUUCAGUUUUGUCUGAGAAUGCAAGUCCUGUUCUUUGCA